Schistosoma bovis is the source of this 3263-nucleotide messenger RNA. The record is from the annotation of a GenBank genome assembly. Lineage: Eukaryota; Metazoa; Platyhelminthes; Trematoda; Strigeidida; Schistosomatidae.
AUUGACCUUAACGCCUAACGUUAACGGGUAGCAUCAGCCUCAUCAGCAAACGACUUCAAGGAGAAGCUGAACAUUCUCUGGAAAACAGGCUGCAAGUAUCAAAAUCGGUCCACCAACCUACAAAUCUUAUUACUGACGACUGAAGCUUGAACGCGGAAAGUUUGUCCGUGAUGUUUACGGCGAUUUUCCGUUUUGCUAUUAAGUCUAGGGCUACCUAGUUUUAUCCUCCAAGUCUUUCAGAUAUGUUACGUGCAGUGUCUGUGGACUUCCCUUCCACGUGGGGAUCACUAAAAGAUGUAGUAUAUAAGCUUCUUCGGUGCGAUUUUGUUGACAGGGAUUUGUGGAAUUCUAGUUUCGGCUAUGUGUAUAGCUUAUGUACUUCAAGUCCGGUUUCUCAUGCAUCUACUUUGUAUAAAUCUACUACAACACUCAUUAGCGAGAGGGUAGAAGAAAUAGCAUCAGAGUUGGAGGUCAUGAGUGACUCUGAUUUACUUCCAAGAUAUGUCAAGUUUUGGGAGUCAUAUCAUCGCGGACUUACAUAUCUAGAUAUCCUUUAUAGAUAUAUGAAUACGCAGCACGUGAAGAAUUUAAGGCCAUCAGAAGCCGAUAUGUGCUAUGGAGCGGCACUUCCUAUGGCAGAUCAGCAUACUAUGGAAAUUCUGGAGGUCGGUCUUGCUUUCUGGAGACUAUAUCUAAUCGAUUGUAUGAAAAGUCGAUUGUCCUCUUGCUUGAUGCGCGAAGUUCUCAACGACAGAUUGGGAAUUUGUGGACAACAGAAUUGCAUACAUCCAUGUUUGGCAUCCCUUUUAAGAGUUGGAGAAGUAAGGGAUUUUGAAAGAGCUGGAAUGGAAAUAUACAACCAAAUAUUUCAGAACCCUCUGAUUGACGCUACGCGGUCAUUUUACUCGCAAUGGGCAUGUCAACGGGAGUCGGAAUUAGGAUGUGCUCAGUAUGUGACUGAGGCACUAGCUUUGCGGACAGAAGAACAUAAUCGGGCUAUACAAUAUUAUAAAUGUUCACUGCUACCAAUGCAAAAUUUGUUUCAAGAAAUAAUUGUUGAACAGCGUUUAAAUUUCCUUAAUAUGAACGUUCGCUAUGUCAUUGCUGAAGAGGAUAAAUCAAAUUUAAGAAAUCUUUUUCGGUUGCUAUCUCCGAAUAAUCUUUGUAACGAGCUGUUACAUUGUUUUGGCGAAUAUGUUCGAACCAGUAUUUUAGAAGCUAUUUCCAACCUUCCAAAAGACUCUUCACUAACACAGGUUCAUUUUGCUGAGAGUCUCUUAAAUCUCCGAAGUAGAUUUUUGGAGUAUAUUGAUGAUGUUUUUGAUGGGAAAACUGGUUUCCGUAAUCAAAUGGAUAAAGCCUUUAAUUUGGCUGUGAAUAGUCGUGUACCUUCUUCAAGUAUCCUAGCCACAACAUCUAAACAAACUAAUUACAGACCAUCUGAAUUGUUAUGUCGAUACAUGGAUUCCUUAUUACGUAAAUCUGUCAAAACUAUGACUGUUUCAGAAAUUGAAACUAAGCUGACAGCGUCAAUUGCUAUUUUCAAGUAUAUUGAUGAUAAAGAUCUUUUCCAAAAGUAUUAUCAACGUAUGCUGUGCAAAAGACUGGUGUUCAAUUAUUCUUCCAUGCUUGAACUUGAAGAAUCUAUGAUUAAUCAGCUAAAAACUGUUUGUGGAUAUGAAUUUACUUCAAAAUUUCAGCGUAUGUUUAAUGAUGUUCAACUUAGUCCUGAGUUAAAUCGGAAGUUUAAUGAGUACUUACAAUCAAAAGAUAUACGUUUUACCUUUGGUCAUCAUUUUCAUGUUUUAACGCAAUGUUCGUGGCCAAUUUCACUUAGUGGUGUUACUGAUUUUUUACUCCCACUCGAAUUGUAUACAUGUACUUACCAUUUUGAAGAAUUCUAUACAGCCGCUCAUCAAGGAAGAAAAAUGAGAUGGGCACAUAGUUAUUCAACAGUGGAACUCCAAGUGCUUUUCACUGAUAAGACUUAUCAAAUACAAGCGCCUGCUAUUAAUGCUGCUAUCCUACUAUUUUUUGAUCAUAUGGACUCAGAUCGUAUCAAAGUGAAAGAUCUGCAUUUCGGGUUACAACUAGCGGUAUCUGAAGGUCGACCAACUAUAAGUAGUGAAAAUAACUCUACAUCUAAACGAAGUGUUCCAACCACUGACUCUUCAAUUACUAGUAAAAUGGAAACUUGUUCACAAGAUGUGUUGGAUUCUUCAUGUGAACUGGAUCUUAUUCAACGACUUUUGACACCACUAAUUGAAUUGAACAUAAUAUAUAUUGAAGCAACUGAAGGGCAAAGUAGUAAUUCAUCGGGUAACAUCGUGACAAUGGAUAGCGUUAUAGCCCUAAACCGUUCGUUUACAAGCAAACGUCUAAAGCUAAGGGUGAAUUUCGGCUCUCAAGGAAAAGAAUCAAACCAGUCGGAAGCUGAUCAGGUUGAUCGUCAAGUGAACGAGGAUCGGCGCUACUUUAUACAAGCUGCUAUUGUGCGAAUAUUAAAAGCUCGAAGACAGAUAAAGCAUGCACAGCUUAUUGAAACUAUUUUACAGCAAGCAUCUAACCGCUUCCAACCACCGAUACCACUAAUUAAGCGUUGCAUUGAAGGUCUAAUAGAUACUGGCUAUCUUGAACGAAAUCCAGAUGAUCCUGAUCAAUACAGUUAUCUUGCAUAAUUCCAAGUGCUUUAUUUUUAAUAAAUUACAAAUUUAUUGGGAUGCUGUAAAUAUCAAUAAAUAACACACUAUAAGGGAUUAAAUUGCUCCUGUUUUGCCAAGUUGUUCUUUUAAAAUCAUAAUGCUGCGUCGUUGAUCCUCUGGUAAGAGAGCAAGUUGUUCAUCUGAUAGCUGAAGAACUUGCAUAAUAAGUGUGACUUUUUCUUGUUCACCUUGUCCUGCUAGUAAACUAUUGGGACCCAUACUUGCAGCUGCCGCUGCAGCAAUUGCAGGGGUAAUCUGUUAAAAUUAUUUUAAAAAAUAAGUAGAAUUAACUAGAAUAUGUAACAUGCGAUUUUAUGCAUUUGUAUAUAAAUCAGUUAAUAAUUGCAUUCUCAAGAGACUAUUUAAAGUAGGUGUUUACGAGAAGUCUAUCUUAUUGGUACUAUUUAAAGGUGAAGUAGUUUAAUAUUAUAAAGGUCAUUAUACAUGAUGGAAAGUUUUUUUAGCUUUACUUAUACGUAGUUCAAAAGUGUAUAUGUACAUGUUUAUCUGGAGAAACUUGUGCUUCUUACAAUAAAUUUAAAUAUACAGAUAAAAUACAUU